UGAAAGAAAGGUGUUAUUUACCGAGGCCAGGGAGGUGAGUUCAACAAGAGCAACAGAGGCAGAUGAGUCAACUGAUUACAGUUUCAUGCGGUCUAUAAAAAAAAAAACAGAAAGUGAUUAGUGAGAUGUUUGCACACGUUUGGAGCGCAUUUGGUGAAGUAAUGGUUGGGUGAAAGAUUAGAGAAAUGAACAAGCGUCAAACAGCAUAUUUUCUGUAGUCCACAAACUACAAAUCCCAACCUCUCUCGCCUUAACAGACAGAAAAGCCACACCGCGCCGUAGGGAAAUAAGUGGAUGCGUUGGUGACAGUAGGGGAAGGGAAAGAGACGAGAGAGGUUUUUCAACAUAAAUGGAGGUUCAUCCGUAGCGGGAGAGAAGAGCAGCUGCAAAAAUAUAAGCAAAAUGGCGAAAGAGCAGGAGGUCGAACGCAUUGCUAAAACGCUGGACAAAAUGGUGCACAAGAAAAACACGGAUGGUGCCAUAUAUCUGCUGAGGGAACUGAAGAACAUGAAGAUGUCUCUGGAGACACUACAGUCCACCAGGAUCGGCAUGUCGGUGAACGCUGUGAGGAAGCAGAGUUCAGAGGAAGAGGUCCAGACUCUGGCCAAGUCACUCAUCAAAUCCUGGAAGAAACUACUGGACGGUGCUGAGGGGAAGGCUGUGGAGGAGAAGAAGAAGGAGGGCUCUCCUCUGAGGUCAUCAACGUCCAAGGACAGUCCUGGAUCCAGCGACAGGAGCAAGAAACUGCCUGAGCCCCCUACGACCCCCACCACCCCUACGACCCCCACCACUCCAAAGUUCACCUCCUUCCCCCCCGUGCCCGUCACCACUGACAGCGUACGCACCAAGUGCCGAGAGCUGCUGGUGGCUGCCCUGCAGACCGACGAUGAUCACAAGACCAUUGGAGCAGACACUGAGAACUUGGCCGCUCAGAUUGAGGACUGUAUCUACCAGGAGUUUAAGUCUACAGACCAGAAGUACAAGUCCAGGCUGAGGAGCCGUAUCUCCAACCUGAAGGACCAGAAGAACCCAGACCUCCGACGAAACGUCCUCGCUGGAAACAUCUCCGCUGACCGCAUCGCUAACAUGGCUGCUGAGGAGAUGGCGAGUGCAGAGCUGAAGGAGAUGAGGAAGGCUUUGACCAAGGACGCCAUCAGAGAGCACCAGCUGUCCAAAGUGGGCGGGACAGAGACGGACAUGUUUCAAUGUGGCAAAUGCAGGGGCAAGAACUGCACCUAUACACAGGUGCAAACGCGCAGUGCUGAUGAGCCCAUGACCACCUUUGUACUGUGCAACGGCUGUGGCAACCGCUGGAAGUUCUGUUGAGAUGAUAUUCUGGAUUUGCUACAAGAAGAGCUGACAUGGAUAACGAAGUCAACCGGGACCUAUUUUGUUACGACUGCAGACUGUUUUUCCUUUGUUGUUUUUGAUACUUUUUCUUCUUUUUUUUUUUUUUUAAUCUUUUUUUAAACAUUAACUCAUAAAUCUGGAUAAAAUGUUUUGACAUUUGGUAGCAUUUAAUUUUCAUAUCCUUUUCUCUGUCUAUUAUAUGGAGCUAGUCUGGGUGCCUUUUGUGUUUCUGCUUGCCACAACCUCUUAUGGAAUGUCAUGCUUGGCUUGAUAACGAGUUGGCAAGAGCACAAACCGUUCUGGGACCAUGCUGAAGUUGAACACUUACUCUUAAAACAACGUUUUUGGUUUGCUGUUUAUUAGUUGAAGCUAUAUCUUACUUUAAAACUUUUUUUUUUCUUUCUUUGCAUUAGGGAACAUAGGUGUGCCUUAAUUUGCCCCUCUGUGCCACAAAAUAAUUAUUUUACUGUUAGUUUUAUACACUUGCUGUAUAGAGUAUAUACACUCUUAGGGUAAGUCCCAAAUGGCACCCUAUUCCCUAAGUAGUGCACUAAAAAGAGAAUAAGGUGCUAUUUGGGAUGCAUACUUGCUGUAUAUAAAACAAGCCUUUUUUUUUUUGAAAAUGUGCUUGGGAGUUAUUCUGAAUCUACAUGCAUGCAUACAUACAUACAUGCUACACAGGUUCUUAUAGUUCCAUUUAGGUUUUGAUUAUUCCGUAAACAAACGAGAGAAACCAGAGGAUUUGCUAGAAGAUGUAGAGAUUGGAGGAGCAGCGUGAAUAAGGGAUGAGGAGGACGGGUUGUUCUCUGCUGAACGUUACUAAAGGGUUAGCGGGGACUGGAGAAAUAGCCGACGUCACUAUCGAGUUCGCAACACAUCUCCGUUUGUUGAAACCAAUUUUUAUAAAAUGUAGGUUGGAUUUCAGACAUGCUGGAGUGAAGAGCCUCCUGACGAACUAUCGACUGGUUUGAAAAGUUUUAUCAUGCAAGUGAUUUAUUUUGUAUGUAAACGUUUGUCCUCCCAACGGGAACUUGUGUCAAUUUAAUUAAAAACUGAUCUAAGGAGUGUGGAAAGAG
Coregonus clupeaformis (lake whitefish) is the source of this 2426-nucleotide messenger RNA. It is a transcript of the gene tcea2, whose product is annotated as transcription elongation factor A (SII), 2. The transcript has 10 exons. Lineage: Eukaryota; Metazoa; Chordata; Actinopteri; Salmoniformes; Salmonidae. Gene Ontology annotation, molecular function: nucleic acid binding; zinc ion binding. Bases 403 to 1326 code for a protein of 307 amino acids. The record is from RefSeq and is a predicted model, not a curated record. Gene Ontology annotation, biological process: DNA-templated transcription; transcription elongation by RNA polymerase II. Gene Ontology annotation, cellular component: nucleus.